AUCGCAUACAGUCACGCCGCGAUGCCUGAGUCCACCGAGGCUGGCCCUUCAUCACGGCCAGAGGUUCCUGACCUGGCUACCUACUCAUAUCGUCACCUCUUCGAGCACCUCGAUGCUACGAGACAAGCGCAAUCUAGUGCCGAGAUUCACGCAAUCCUGCGCUCUCGAUCCGAUCAACUGUCAAGGUGCGGUGAGGCAUUUCCAAAGGCAUCUGCAGCAUCAAAAUCCAAGCUGGCGGGCCAGUCCAUCACCGUCUCAGGCCAGCAACUCAGCAUCGAUGAUGAUAUCCGCGAUCUCGUCGAGCAUAUCAGCAGCCGUCACGACCUCGACGAGGUGGUCGCUCUCACCUUCCUGCGCUCUUUCCUUGACAGCGAGGAUCGCAGCCUAGACGUUCUUGUAGCCUCGCGAGCACCUUCCUCCUCUUCCAAGCGCAAAGGCCGCUCCUCCCUCGCGGACGAAGCCGUCGCCGAGCUUCUGGAUGCCUUCACCGUCUUCUUGUUCGAAGAGGAGCUACACAUCACUCGCUGCGUCGCUGCUCUGCUGCGCAUUGCAGACGAUGCCGAACACGAUUACUAUCGUGUCGCGCAGGAUUUGCUACCCUCGAUUGCGACGCCCACCUUUGGCCGGGAAUGCCUCUCGCGGAUCAAGGUUCACACCUCUACGCCUCUUCCAUCCUUGAUACGCGACUCGCCUCGCUACUCGCCUUACUGGGCGAAACAUGGCCUUCGUCAGCAGCUCGCAUUACUGGAAGUGGUCUUCCUCCUCUACUACUCGCGACUCAGCCCGUCCGCAGAUGUAGUGGUUGCGGUGCUCACUCUACUACAAGAGACGAGCAUGGGACAACAGCAGGCCAACGAAGCAUUCUUUGACUCGCAAUCCGUGGAGCUACUCGGAUGCGUACAGCAGAUGCUUGCGUUCAUCGCUGUGGAGUCGCUGGAACUCGAAGCGGCAAUGGGCGGCUAUCAACUCCCUUCACCAGACGAUACCAGCGCAGCAGAGCAGCGCUCCAUCUGGCAGAGUGCCGAACACCUCAAUCAAGCGCUAGAGAUUCUCGAGUCAACCUCCUCCGCAGACCCAGCAAAAGCGCCCAUCCUCCUCGCCUGGGCUCUCGUCCUCCAUAAGCUCGACGACGCUCUAGAAGAUGACGUUCCGCCUCACCUGAGCGACCUUGCGCAAGUCAUCACACCAGAAGACGGCGGCCCCCCCAUUUGGACUCGAUUAGCCUCUGCAGCCUUCACACCGGCGAUGGGCCUCUUCCCAGCAAUGAAGUCCAUGGCUCUCUCCCCCUUCCUGGCACCAGACUCCUCUUCGGCGCACUUUGAGGUCACAGUAGCUUCUUCCCUCGCUUUCCGAUCGGUAUUCAAAGGACUGCUACUCGGCAUCACAGAGGUGGUCCGUCCUGAGUACGUCGCAAGCUUUGAUGAUCUUGUCGGGUUGUGGGAGGUCACCUUCGACGCAAGCAGGACAGGAGACACCUCUGAAGAAGCGGCUAUUGGCGUCGGGGCGCUUUGCCAGCAAUUCUGGAGCUACGACAGCCAAUUCGAAACACGCCGUGCUACCCUUGAGACGGCGCAGCGUCGCUGGCCUGUCUCCUUUCGCCCUCUCAUCCGGCUUCUCAAAGCCCUCAAUGGCGUAUGUGGUCGCAGCGAGGCGUCGGACACGGAGGAUGCUGCACUGGCCGUGCUGCGUAGUUUCGAGUCUAUCACAACGAUUGCUCAAGUCCUCCCACCUACAAGCGCUGCGCUUCGGCCACCCUGGGAGGUAUUUGAGAGCCCAGAUUACUCCGUCCUAGACUACAAAGCUACACGUCCCAUCCCUGUGUUCGGGUCACGCCUCGUCAUUCCACCUGGUACGGUGGGGCGAAUGGUGUCGGAGGUGGACCAGACGCCCAUCGUUGUGGUGUGGAACCUGGACGAGGAGCAGAGCAUCAGUGGCUGGCGCGUUGCGCGUGACGUUCUGGCAGACUUUGUGCACCUCCUUCCCGAUCCUACGGCCCUGGUGCCAAAGGACGAGCAAGACAAUGUCUUUGCGAACGGGAAUGGCAAAGGACCAGGCUUUGAUAGCUUCGCACCUAGUGCAGGCGAUCCAGCCGUGGUGGCGACAGAGCUACUGGACCUCUUCUCAUCCGUCCUUGUCGGAGCCCCAUCUAAGGCCGGCGCGCUGCUCAGCCACCUCGAGGAGGAGCCUAACGCUCCUACACUGGUCAGCAUCUUGCGUCGCGUGCUAGAGCAAGGACUGGGUGCUUACGAGAUUCCAAUCAAGCUGGUCACCGCAGCUUUCCGCCUUCUCGGCUUGCUAUUGCAGCAUCGCCCCUCCGAAAUCUGGAUGGUCAUGCGAUCCUCCAACCUCGUGGUGGGAAGCAGCGGUCCUGCCAUCUGGGCAUCGCAUUCCGGUUUGCUCGGGCAAUCCGCGAGCAGCAGCUCCUCCUCCUCGUCCGCACUCCUCUCGUCAGAAAUGGCAACCGGAAACUUCCUCGGCACCCAAUCGCUCCUCAGCUUCCAAUGUAGCCUUCUCGCAGAGCUGCAGCGAUCACAGUGUGCCGUCUCUCCGGACCUGCUCCGCAUCAAAGUCGACGUGCUGCUGCGAGCAAUGGGUUGGAUGGUGGAGAAUGUUUGGCCGGAGCAUGGGAGCUGGAGAUUCAACGAGGCGGGGGAUAAGAUCCGUAUCGGAGCCUUGUGCACGCAGCUCCUUCAAGGCGUGUUCAAUGAUCGUGCGGUCGAUGCUCAGUCUCCCCUGGGUGAGCUCGGCAAGGCUGUGGAGAGCUUGCUUGUCUCGCACGCCUCACUCGUGCACCUCAACUCCCUUGUGAGCACGAUUGGGGCUGGUCAGCAGAUGCUGCUGCGCUUGCAUCGCGCGGGCAAGCAUGCUGAGGCGGAGACGGCGCAUGGAUACGUCGAAGCUUCGUUGCAGCUUGCGACGAGCGUGGUGUACCGCAGGCAGGAGCUAGCUGCAAAGGGUCAGCUGCCCAAGGGUAGAUUGGGCCCUGUCGAACGGCUGUUCCUUGGCGGCGCCACGUCAAGCAGCAACUUAGCGGCUUCCACCGGCGGGAAGACUCGAAGCUCCGCAGCCGUAGCAAUAGUAGGCUACCUCCGCACGAACAUCUCCGUCUCCCUCUCACGCGAAGCGGCUCGCUUCCUCACGGCCCUGGCCAUCUCAAGUGGCAAGACAUUGGCGCUCAGCGAUGAGCUGCAGCUGGCAGUACCCGCUCUCCUCGACAUACUCGACAAUACGCAGCAGGACGUCUCACUACGCGUCGCUUGCUGGACGCUCGCCGCCUUGCUUGUCGAGACGAGAUCGACAGUUGCACGACUGCUGCUUGCGGGCGAUGAAGGAGGGCAAGAAGGACAGGCAUCGCAGCGCACCAUCCUACGCGUUGCGGUCGACUCGCUUACCAUCUGGCAAACGCUCUGGGAUCACGACCCUCAGCUGCUCAGCGCUGUUCUGCACUUCCUCUGCUGCGCAUGGUCGGCCCGUGUGCUGGCUUUGGAUGAGGUGAGAAGCGAUGGGAGAUUCUGGUCGUCUGUCACCGCGUUGAUCGGCGCCUCGAUGGACGAAGACGAGCAUGAGAGCGCGAUAGACUCGGACGCGGAGCAAGAUCACGAGAAAAUUAGCGCCCGCUCGCACCGUCUUAUCAGCAAGACUCGUGCCCUCCUUCUCCUCUCGACCGACUUGGAAGCUUCUCCUCGUCUUCAGCGGCAAGGCUCCAAAACGGCUAGCAUUGAAAGCGCCUUUCAUCUCGUAACUUCUAGUCCCUCAUUCACGGAACUCCUACAAUCAGCGCUCGCCGUUCCCUGCAACCCGGAACUGCACGGCGACGUGAUGGCAAGAAUGGCGGCUACCUUUCCCGAGAUCAGGUUGGAGGCGCUUCGCCAUGCCAAGAGGCGGGACGAGUGGGAUGGGGAGAGAGAGUACGGGCGAGACUAUAUCUACAAUUUGGCGGCUCUCAAGACCAGGCUCCUUGGGCUUUGUGGUGGCAGCACGGAUGCAGACGAUGCAGAUGAUUCCGCUACGGUGAUCGACGAAGCGGUCAUCUCCCGUGUGCUGACCAUGGUGGCGAGUGUCAACCUCGACUGGUCGCUCAUUGAUUCCCGCACCUCGCUGCUGCGCGGCUGGCGCACCUUCCUCGACAAUUUCGCGCGACGUACACGAGCAGAGUACCGCGGACAAGGGCAGGAGAGCAAGCAUCAGCAAGUGCGCGAUGCCUGCCUGCGCGCUUGGCCUGUCGCAGUAAAAAUCGUAGGCGAGGAGCGCCGCGAGGGGGCCGUAAUGGUAGGGCUGCACGCUGAGAGGGCUGCCCUGCUCGAGGUGCUGCUGCAGGCUGCUUGGGGCGGGCAAGACAGCAGCAAGCCGAGUGUGGAGACGGUACGCCAGGUGGUGGAAGAGGUAAAGCGUCUCAUCACGCACGACGUCUUCAGCGUUCAUGCGAGCGUGCAGGGACAGCUGAGUCCGCCCUUCCAUCGGGCCGUCUUCAGCAUAACGCUCCUCGCUGCCAGACGCUGUCGACAGGUCGUGACGCCAAGCUCAGGAGACGCCGCGACGCACAAGACCAUUCAUCACGCGAUUGACGUCUUCACAAGCCAUGCUAUUGUCGCGCUCAGGCACGUCGUGGAUGCAGCAGCCGUGCGACUCAGCAGCAGCGGCGCGACGGACAAGCAGGACCUGACAUCAAUUGAGGAAGAGCUUGCCCUGAUCAGCAGCCUAGUCGAGCUCCUAGUCAGGCAGGACGUGACGCUCGAACCCCACUUUUGGCUCGCCCAAUUCCAGGAGGUAAGGCUACUUCCGGCUCUGGUGUCGCUCUUUCGACGAGCGCCAGUCGCAAGUGGACCAAGCCAUGCCCAGCCUGGCGUUCCGGCCUUCCUGCCCUCGCUCCUCUCCCUCUUUCUAUCUCUAGCAGCCCGCCCUCAAGCGACCGAGCAGCUGGUCCUCUCCGGUCUCAUGUCUGCGCUCACGAGCAACGCCCUCACUCCGAUUCUGGAGUCGGGAGGACUCGCACCCACGGCGGGCAAUGCCGCGCAUGCUAGCUGGCUGAACAUGCUGCGUCUGGUCAUUGCCGCGGUGGACAAUUUAGACGGAACAGCAGUGGACGACGAGGGCAUGGCUACGGGCAGGUCUUGGGCCCCUUCGGCUUCAAGACGAUUUGUGGUCACGGAGGUGGUGGGCUUCGUGCGGCUGUACGGUGCUCAGCUAGCCCGCAGUCUGGAAUUCGCGCCGGUCGGCAAGUUCUCCACCUCCUCAGCGAGCAGUCUACGACGUAGCACUUUCAAGCCCUUCAGCCUCGAGGGGCAGACCCAAGGGCAGCAUCAGCAGGCUCAAAUCGUCACGCACGCGCAACUCGAAGAAGCAGAAGUGGUCUCCCGCCUCUUCCUCGUCAUGGCGGCUGCAGAUGCCAAUGGCGAGGAUCAGUCACGUCGUACUCAGGACGACGUAGGCUCUGCAGGUCUCGCAGAAAUCUUGAGCACGUUUGCGUCCCGUGUCACGCAAGGGCCGAUGUUGCAGCAGGUGGUCUACCUGGCUCAGAGGCCAAGACAGCUGGCUGCUCUCCUGCGUGGCAGCGGCGGAGGUGAGGACGGCAGGGUGCCGGCUACGGGAGGUGAGGAGGCAUGGGAGCGUCACGCUCUCUCCCAGCUGGUGCGCAUCGCCAUGUCCACCAUCUCUGCCUUGUGGCACUACACUCGCGGAUCUGUGGUGCUCAGCCAGUCGGCUGCGGGGGGCGCUACUUCGAGGCAACAGCAGCAACCUGUCCUGAUUGUUAGGCCGACAAUGCGCACCUCUCCCAGCGAUCCGGCAAGUAUUGGUACUCUACUGGACGCAGGCGCGUUCUGUGUCGAGGCGCUACGCAACGGCAACGAUGGAUCUUCUAGCUCGCUGGAUCCCUCGAUGCUCGCGGCCACUCUCGAGGAAUGUCUCUGCCUGUGCGUCACGCAGCUCCUCCUCGCCUCAUCCGGCCAUCAGGAUACGGAUGUCGAAGCUGGUAUUCAGAGAGACGUAGAGGCGGCGGUGGAAGGAGCAAUUGAUGUCAUUGGGAAGGGUGUGGAUGGAGAGGAUUCGCAGGUGCUGUUACGAGGGUUGCUAUCCCUGCUUGGAGGAAGGAGAGAGGGUGGAGAGGAACGUGGGAAAGAUGAGUAAGAGUGGGGCAGGGCGAGGUACGGUGCAUUGCAGUGGCGGCCGUGCGUUGUGAGGUUGAGCACUGGCGUUUGACGUACCGCGAACGUUCCCGACGGAGCGGAGACCCAUCAUCAUCUGAACCAGUCAACAAGAUCAAAUGUCUCGACGCGUGGUCGGACGUUGACUGAAUCGGGGUCCAUGUGCCAGGGCGGCCGUGCACUCAAUCGAUCGAGCCCCAGCCAAUU
Molecule: messenger RNA, 6350 nt
Organism: Jaminaea rosea
Lineage: Eukaryota; Fungi; Basidiomycota; Exobasidiomycetes; Microstromatales
Exons: 2
Coding region: 22-6126 (2034 amino acids)
Biological process (GO): RNA export from nucleus; protein import into nucleus
Cellular component (GO): nuclear pore inner ring
Molecular function (GO): structural constituent of nuclear pore
Source: RefSeq, a predicted model, not a curated record